This is a messenger RNA of Sphenostylis stenocarpa, 813 nucleotides long. The record is from the annotation of a GenBank genome assembly. Lineage: Eukaryota; Viridiplantae; Streptophyta; Magnoliopsida; Fabales; Fabaceae.
AUGGAUCCUAUCAAUCUCACCAACAACCCUAAUCUUGCUUCCAGACAGCGUUUACGCUGGACGAAUGAGCUACACGAACGCUUUGUUGAUGCAGUCGCACAACUUGGUGGUCCAGAUCCAAAAUACCUUCCUGACUCCUCAUUGGAUGGGCAAAAAGGCGACAAGAAAGAAACAGGGGAUACUCUUUCCAGUAUAGAUGGUUCACCUGGGAUGCAGAUUACUGAAGCGCUAAAGCUUCAAAUGGAGGUGCAGAAGCGACUGCAUGAGCAAUUGGAGGUGCAGAGACAGCUACAAUUGCGGAUAGAAGCCCAAGGUAAAUACUUGAGGAAGAUUAUUGAAGAGCAACAGAGACUUGGUGGGGUUCUUUCAGAAGUAUCUGACUCUGGGGUUACGGCUCCAGUUCCAGGAGAUAUGUGCCAACAAGAACCUGAUGAUAAGACUGAUCCAGCAACCCCUGCCCCAACCUCUGAGUGCCUUCUGGAAAAGGCUUCCAAAGAGCAUGCCCCAGAUAAGAGUCUUUCAAUGGAUGAAUCUUUUUCAUCCCACCAUGAACCAAUGACACCAGAUUCCUGUUGUCACGUUGGUUCCCCUACUGACAAUCCUAAAGGGGAGAGAUCUACAAAAAAGCAACGGCUUAACAUGGAGGCAGCAUAUUCUGAGCCAGAAUUGGUGCUUCCGCUCGAGAUUUCAAGCAUGUCAUCAUAUCACCGACCAAAUGCAAUUUUCGUUUGCCAAGAACAAUUUGGUCCUUCAUUGGGUAUGUCUGCAGGAAGUGUUAAGGCGUUGGAGCAGGAUGGUAACAGUAGUCUGUGA